GACAGCCUCAACCACGAGACUCUAGCAGAUGCAUACGAUAUCCAUAGAUCCAUCGAUCUUCCCGUGUCCCAGAGGACUACUUAUCGAUUUUGCCACGAGAAAAGAUUUGGAUUAUCAUAAUGACUGCAGCAGCCACCACUGGUCGAGCACCGCGAACGAGAAAAUCCUGCUUGAGCUGUCGAAUCCUUAAGAUAGCAUGCGAUAAGGCCCUGCCCGAGUGCACAGCCUGUAAAACACGCGGGAAGGCAUGCUCGGGAUACAGUGAGAAUCUGUCAUGGCCACGGAAGGGGGACAAGCGUCGUGCGGCAACAGCAAACGUGCAGAGCCGGAACGCCUAUCAAGCCAAUCCAGUUGUGUUCCUUAAUACAUCUACCUGGGAUGUAAGCCUGUAUCGUGAACAUAUUGAUACGGGAGCUCAUAGUGUCUUGGCACCAGCGGCACCAAGUCAUUCCCUGUGGUCACCUAAACUAGGCUUCUAUGGGCCGCGAAUACCAUCGGCUAUACGCCUCGUCACAUCAGGCACGUUCCAAGAUGAUGUUUGCGGCCUCUUGUAUCGAAUGUCACUCGAUGACAACAGCGUGCCAUCAUUAUCUGUUCGCCACUCCAUGAACGCCAUCUCGCUAUUGUCGCUGCAUAGAUCAGAUGAGGCGCUCAAAUACAAGAUUUUGGCAAUUUCAAACCUUAAAGGUGCCCUCACACAGGGUCUGGAUAAUAAAUCUCGGCCUCAGGCUAUUGCUACUAGCCUGCUUCUGACGCUAUAUGAGGUCCUCAGUCAAAGUGGCAAGACCAAUGACUGGUCGGUAUACUUCGACGGCUGCAUGAAAAUUGUCAAUUCGGGCUUCAACAUUCAUCGAAAGUACGCAGGAGACUGUGCUAUCUUGCUAAACUGGGUUCGUUAUCAUAAAGUGCUGUAUAAGUUUAGCAUACAGCAUUGGCAGCAGCGGACUCCACAGAUGGAAGUAAUGGCCAAAUCAGAUAUUCUUGUCUCUGAUUCAGCAUAUGACAUCGAUGUCAUAACUAUGCACAAUAUGCUUGGCUGCUCUCCCGAAGUUCUUGAUUUCUUGAGCGAAGCCAUGGAUCUCGUCAAGAAUCGUGAUGACCCUAAUUAUCUAUCAAUUAAGCGCCUACACGCCAUUCAUGAUCUUGAACAACGACUCAAGGAUAUUGACAACUUGCGCGACUGCUUUGAUGUGGGAGAGGAUAUCACCAUAAACAAAGUUGCCGAAAGCAUGAAUGACAAAUUGUUCCAGUUUGCCUUGGUCAUAUAUGUCGACCGAGUUGUCAAAGGAGCUUUCAUGUCUUCAACAACCGCCCGAACUGCCGCCGCCAAGGCUUUUAUACUGCUGGAAAAGAUCCGGCUCUAUGACCGCCCUUUCCCCCUAUUCAUCUUAUCCAUCCAAGCAGAGACAGACGAGCAGCGGUUGUUAAUUCUAUCAACAAUAAAACGGACAAUGGAAGCACGACCAAUGAACAACUUGGGACCGACAGAGGAAAUGAUCAGGAAAUUUUGGGCGCAGCAGGACUUGGAAGGUCCUGAGCAGGCUGAUGCGCUUUUCAUAUUGAAUGCCGUGAUGAGCGCUAGCAGCAUGCCACCGACCUUCACUUCCCCAUUUGUAGUUAAUGCCAUUACGGGUGCGAACGGUGUGCCGUUUUUGUCUAUCUGAUGAAACUAUGGAAAUAAUGCGAAUCCAUGGAGUUGUUUGCAACAGCGCUGAAUAUUAAGCAUGAAAUUAGCCUUGGCCGAAUGAUCAUGGCUAAAUCAAAUAUUUAUUAUUAGAAGUAUAUCUAGUAUACUAGAUAAUAUAGUAGCGAACUGUGA
This is a messenger RNA of Trichoderma asperellum CBS 433.97, 1819 nucleotides long. NCBI's taxonomy places the organism in Eukaryota, Fungi, Ascomycota, Sordariomycetes, Hypocreales, Hypocreaceae. The record is from RefSeq and is a predicted model, not a curated record.